UCAAAGAACCGCAUAAGUGCAUCUUUGUGUCAAUAAUUUAUAAUAAUAAUAAUACGGUGAUUGUUUCAGUUACCUUUUAACGCAUAAACAAUGUUGAUCAAAGUGAAGACUCUCACCGGAAAGGAGAUUGAAAUAGAUAUAGAACCUACAGAUAAACAAAUGAAUGAUGAAAAAACGGCGCAAGAUUAUAAAGUUCAAGGCGGAUCAGUGUUGCAUUUGGUACUCGCAUUAAGGGGGGGCUUAUAAUUAUGACAUUCCUGGUUCUGGAAUGUGAAUAUCAAGGAUUAUUAUACAAUAUCAACCAGAAAAAUAAUAGGACGCUUUCCAAUCAUACAUUCGCGCUGUGUUUGCAAGGACUUACAAUCGUCUUUGUAUCUUUAUGUGAUUGAACGGUUAUAUAUUUAGACUUGAAAUAAAUAUUUAAUAAAAUAAUUUAGUUAUAGAAACCUAGUAUUUGUUUAACCGACAGAACGAUCGUUUCUCAAUUAUAUAAUUUUAAAGGAGCUGUACGAAAAUUCAUUCGGGUAAUAGCGACGAUGUAUAAUAAGCUAUACUGUGAAUGUUUCGGUUUGACAAAGUUAUCGUAGUUUCUAUCGAAGCGAGACCCGAUCCGAAUUUUGAAACUAAUAUCGUCCGGAAGUAUCGAGC
Habropoda laboriosa is the source of this 648-nucleotide messenger RNA. It is a transcript of the gene Nedd8, whose product is annotated as NEDD8. Gene Ontology annotation, biological process: modification-dependent protein catabolic process; protein neddylation; regulation of proteolysis. Gene Ontology annotation, molecular function: ubiquitin protein ligase binding; protein tag activity. Gene Ontology annotation, cellular component: nucleus; cytoplasm. The coding region runs from base 91 to 246 and encodes 51 amino acids. Lineage: Eukaryota; Metazoa; Arthropoda; Insecta; Hymenoptera; Apidae. The transcript has 5 exons. The record is from RefSeq and is a predicted model, not a curated record.